UGCUUAACUCUAUUGAACUAAACUAAAUAGGGGAGAGAGCCUUUAAUGCCGACAAUAAGCCGCUUCAUUCAGCAGCGCGGUCCAGACGCACAGCUCUGUGGAGUAGAAAUUACGCACGGAGGGACUGUUCUGCGGCAGCUGUUUAGAUAUUCAAAAUCAGUUCAAUAAAUUGGCGGAAUUUCCUUUAAUGAAAUAUUUUUAAGAUCCGUCUCGAAUCAACUGACAACACAGCCUUUCAGCUCUUGAUAAGAUAAGAUAAUUUGUCCCCAGGCUGAAUGUGCGUAAAAGUAUCAUGAACAGGAAACUCUGAGAGAGAGAGAGAGAGAGAGAGAGAGAGAGAGAGAGAGAGAGAGAUACCCAGCUGGUCCCACAAGUCCUAUAAUACCAAGCACAACAUGCUUUACCUUCAAUGAAAGCUGAGACGGGGGGACGGUUGACUGCUGGUCCUGAAAUCAGCUCAGAGCUCGGAUACAAAACCAAGAGCGUCGCUGUUUUAGCGGCUUAGUUCUCCCGCAUCUGUUCCACUACACCUUCUGCUGUGCGCCAGAACAUUUAUCAUUCACUGACUGUGGCACGUUUAGAACUGCAACUUAUCAAAAGCACAGAGACAACUUGGAUAACGCUCUUACUUUUGCCUGCCCACCUUCCUCUCUUGCUGUGACUGGUGUCAAAGGUGAUGGUAUCAUUUUCUAAGAGAGGACUCCUCAGGUGAUGGUCUGUCUUUUCGGAGAUAGUGACCGCUUUUGGAAACGUGCUAGGUUUUCCACUACUAUUAUUUUUUCUGCUGCUACCUUCGCUUUGGCUCAAGCAUGGCUCUAUACUCUCGGUUUGUGGUCCUACUACUUUACGGAUGGAGUUAUAUGUGCGUUGGAUACUGCGCGAUGCUGAAAACGGACAGUUUCCCCGACAGACGAAAGGUGGAUUUUACGCAUUCAGAGGAUAAAAAGCACCCUGCUAAAGACGACCAGGAUCUGCUUUUACAGGAUACAAUGACGGAACACAUGCAGAUGCUUUACGCGAAGUACAACCGGGCUGGAUUUCCAUUCAAGGACGGCAACACUGUCCGCAGUUUCAAAGCGCACUGGGGUACAAUAAACAAGAAGCAGCUGCAGAUUUUCAACCUCACCUCCCUCACCAAGUCAGAAGACGUUCUGUCUGCCACUCUUCAUUAUUACAUUGGAGACCUUCAGAACAGCACCCAGGGCUGCUCCAGGUCCAAAAGCUGUGGACGCCACGGCCCCCGGAGGCACAACCACAUCCACAUGGUCAUCUGGAGUUUUGCCUCUGUAGAUAACAAGAUAAGGACUCUAGGACACUUUCAGAUCAAUGUGUCGACCCUCUACAGGGACUUCAUAUCUUGGCAGUGGAAGGACGUUACUCGUGUGGUCAACCAGGCCAAACACCACGACGAGCUGCUUAUUGGGAUCGAUGUGGCCUCCCAAGGGCCCCAGCAAUGGAAGAAGCUCCUGUCUGACCGCUCACCCUACAUCCUGGUCUACGCCAAUGACUCUGCCAUUUCAGAGCCUGAAAGUGUGGUAGCUACCCUCCAGAGACACCACUCAGUGGGAGGGGAAGGCUCCAUUUCACACAGCUUCCAAAAACUGGGACUGCGUGAGCGAAACAACACUGAAGAAGAGCAGCCGCAGCCCAGACACAAGCGCUCGGUGAACGUUCUGCUCCCAUUGCAAAACAACGAACUUCCCGGGCACGAGUAUCCGUACAAGACGACCGGUUGGGAUGAGACGAGUCCAUACGAACCUUUUGAAAACAAGCAGCCCCGUCGGCCACGUAAAAAGACACGCAAGAAUCAGCGGCACAAGAUGCCCCUGCUGCAGUUUGAUGAGCAGACAAUCAAAAAGGCACGAAAGAAGCAGUGGAACGAGCCUAGGAACUGCGCUCGGAGAUACCUGAAAGUGGACUUUGCUGACAUUGGAUGGAGUGAAUGGAUUAUAUCACCCAAGUCGUUUGAUGCUUACUACUGCUCAGGGUCCUGCCAAUUCCCCAUGCCAAAGUCUCUGAAGCCCUCUAACCAUGCCACCAUCCAGAGCAUAGUGCGGGCGGUGGGCGUCGUCCCUGGCAUCCCUGAGCCGUGCUGUGUCCCAGAGAAGAUGUCUUCCCUCAGCAUCCUCUUCUUUGACGAGGACAAGAAUGUGGUGCUGAAAGUCUACCCCAAUAUGACUGUAGAUUCAUGUGCCUGUAGAUAGAUGUUUUUGUCCUUCAAUGCCUGUUCACAAAAAACUCACGUCAUACAGAGAAAAAAAAAAAAAAA
Messenger RNA from Perca fluviatilis (European perch), 2269 nucleotides. It is a transcript of the gene bmp3, whose product is annotated as bone morphogenetic protein 3. The coding region runs from base 810 to 2204 and encodes 464 amino acids. Gene Ontology annotation, cellular component: extracellular region. Gene Ontology annotation, molecular function: cytokine activity; growth factor activity. The transcript has 3 exons. Gene Ontology annotation, biological process: osteoblast differentiation; SMAD protein signal transduction; BMP signaling pathway. The record is from RefSeq and is a predicted model, not a curated record. NCBI's taxonomy places the organism in Eukaryota, Metazoa, Chordata, Actinopteri, Perciformes, Percidae.